AACUGUGUCACUUGGCAAGAGUGGAUAGUCAGUGGACAUUUAAUUCAAGUAUAUUCAAGACCAAGUAUUCACCAAGACCAGAGCACUUACUUUGCGAUGUCGUUGAAAGAAUCAUCACCAAUUCGGGUGAAUCCCGAUCUGAGGAAAGAGCGAGAAAAGGCUUCAUUCAAUAUUUCUGAACUUACUUACAUUAUUGACAGGGGUGAAGAUAAAACAAAUCGCAGACGGUAUCUAGUGUCCUUGGCAUUAAAUGAUCCUGAUUUUAAUGAGACGAAUAUGAACUUCCUCAGUCGUGAUGAGCAGUACUCCAGCGUCGUCAGAAGAUCUGUACACAUUGUCCAAAAACUGAGAAAAAUGAAAUUAACAGACCUUAAGGAUCAGUUUAUAUAUAAAGCAGCUGCUCUGCGUGGCCAUGGCAGUAUUUUUGCAAUUCAUGAUUUAAUGCUGAUACCAAUGCUACAAAACUUUGCCACUGAUGAACAGAAGAAAAUAUUUCUUUCCAAAGCAUUGAACUAUGAGAUAACUGGUACAUACCUACAAACUGAACUUGGUCAUGGUACAUUUGUACGUGGUUUGGAGACUACUGCCACCUAUGAUCCUGAACACCAAGAAUUUGUAAUAAAUAGCCCUACUCUGACUUCUACAAAAUGGUGGCCAGGAAUGUUGGGCAAAUCAGCCAAUUUUGCUGUUGUCAUGGCUCAGCUUUAUAGCAAAGGUAAACAUUGUGGUUUGCAAUCAUUUCUUGUACCAUUGAGAAGUUUUGAAGACCAUCGACCACUUCCGGGUGUGACUCUUGGUGACAUUGGACCUAAAUUUGGUGCAGAAAGUAAUGACAAUGGAUUUUGUAGAUUUGAUCAUGUCAGAAUACCAAGAAUAAAUAUGCUGUCUAAGUAUGCCACGAUAUCACCAAGUGGUAUUUACAGUGCACCAGUAAGUGAUAAAAUAAUAUACGGUGCUAUGGUCUUAACACGAAUAACUUUAGUCGCAGCGGCUGCACGAGUUCUCUCUUUUGGCUGUACUAUCGCUAUAAGAUACAGUGCUGUGAGAAGACAAACGGAACUGACUCCCGGAGGAGAGGAACCACAGAUCAUUUACUACCAGUCUCAGCAGUUGAAACUUUUCCCACCAUUGGCUACAGCCUAUGCAUUUCUCUUUGCUGCCCAUAACAUACGAGAUAGAUGUGACCAAAUACAGGAUGACAUCAUUGCAGGAAAUAUGUCAUCUAUACAAGAGUUACAUGGUCUGUCAUCUGCUAUGAAAGGUUUCUCAUCUUUAUCUGCAACCUCUUGGUUAGAAACACUACGAUUGUCUUGUGGCGGCCAUGGUUACUCUCACGCUAGUGGAUUCCCGAACUUAUAUACAAAUGCAACUGCUUUAGUUACUGUAGAAGGCGAAUACUCAGUAAUGAUGCUACAGACUGCCAGAUACCUAAUAAAAUGUAUAUCCAUGGCAACAUCAGGAGAUAAACUGCCGAGUCUUGCAUUGUACUUGACUUCACCGCCACCAGCUAAAUGUUCAGCUAGAUCCUCUACAGAUUUCUUAAAUUUAGAUUUGCUGGUUGAUGCAUAUACACACAGAGCUUUCAGAUUGGUAAGUGUUGCUGGUAAAACACUGCAGUCUAAGAUAGUAUCUGGUAAACCACACCAUAUAGCGUGGAAUGAAUCUCACAUUGAGUUAUUGAAAGCAGCAGAGGUUCACUCUCACUACUAUGUGGUAAAGAACUAUGUGAAUUCUGUGAAACAGCUGACCAUGUCACAACCAUUGAAAAGCGUAAUGAUCAGUCUCUGUCAGUUGUAUGCAUUACAUGGUAUACAACAAAGUGCUGGGGAUUUCCUACAGGAUGGUUACAUGAAUGGUAAUCAAAUCGCCAUGGCAACAGAGCAAAUGCUUUUGUUGCUGGAUGUGAUACGCCCUAAUGCAGUAGCGUUGUGUGAUGCCUUUGACGUGCCCGAUGAGCUAUUAGGAUCUAUACUAGGAAGAUAUGAUGGAAAUGUCUAUGAAAAUAUGUAUCUUUGGGCUAAAAGUUCUCCAUUGAACAAAACUGAGGUUCAUGAGUCUUACUACCAAUACCUCAAGCCGAUGUUAAAAGGAUCCAAGCUGUAGACCAAGUUGACCAAGCAAGAACUGAAAUAUAUGGGUUAUAAAUCCACUUAGAGUACAAUAAAUUGAUGAUAUCAAUCAUAUAACGGUGCUUAUCUGUUCUGGGCCCAACAAUAUAUGAGAGAGCAAAUACAACAAUACAAGAUUAAUAUAUAACUGCUGUGUAAUAAUACUUUUAUGAGUGAUUCAAAAAAAAUAAGAUAUUUUUUAAAUAUAUGUAGUUUUAAAACCCAAAUGAAAAAU
Molecule: messenger RNA, 2343 nt
Organism: Saccoglossus kowalevskii
Lineage: Eukaryota; Metazoa; Hemichordata; Enteropneusta; Harrimaniidae
Product: peroxisomal acyl-coenzyme A oxidase 1-like
Biological process (GO): lipid homeostasis; fatty acid beta-oxidation using acyl-CoA oxidase
Cellular component (GO): peroxisome
Molecular function (GO): acyl-CoA oxidase activity; FAD binding; fatty acid binding
Source: RefSeq, a predicted model, not a curated record